AUGAAUUCUCAAUUAAAACUCAUAAAUAUAAAUGAUAAUAAAGGCUUAAAGAAUGAGAUUAAGGAGGAAUGGGAUCAGGAUUUCGAGUUUGGAGAAACAGAAAUAGCAAUAAAUAAUAAGAGUAGAAUAUCUGAAUGGGAUGAAGAUAUACAAAAAUCUGAUUACACUCAAUCAACACUGUUUGACAGCUUCAAUUCAUCGAAAGCAAAUUCAUUGAGGAGUUUAAUAGACAAUAAUAUUGAUGAUAAUACAACUCAUUUUAGACAUUCACGUCACAUUUCAUUCAACGAUGAGUUUAAACCUUCUGCAAUAAACAAAAAACCAUUCAGAAGAAAUAGUUUGAGUGAUUUGAGGAUACCACAAUUCGUUAAAAAUUCUCAGCAAGGGUUGAAGAUUCAAUUGGGUUCAGUUAAGGAGUUCUCAAAGGGUGUUGACGAAUUGAAACGACUGAGAGAUGACUUCGUCUUACUUAAAGAUAAAAUUAAUUGGCCAUCAAAUGACUUACCAGUCGAUUUACAGCGGAUCUGUUCAAAAUUAGACCUCUAUUGGGCAGACGUGUGGGAAUCUGCGAAUGUUUUGAUUGAAUUGGCCUCAGGCAGUGGUAUAGUACCUAUAGCAGAACAUCAAGAAGGGCAAGAAAACUUACCACGCUCAUUAACAACAUCACCUGCUAACUUGAAUUCACUUACUAAUACCACGAAUAACACACUCAGUGAUAAACAAUUAGACAUCUUAAAAUCAAUGUUACAAAAGCCAGCUAUAUCAGAUUAUGAAGAAUCUCCUAGAGGUUCGACGACUAUUGGACCACCAACUGGAUUAUUAAAUGAUGAACAAGCUUUCAAACCACCUAAUUCACCUUCUACACCUACCCAAAUACGAAGAUCAAGACUAAGGAGGGCUUCAAAAGCUGGUUUGAAUAGCUUCAAAGAUUUAGUAAACAAGUUCGUUAACUCAAUCGACAGUCCAACUAAAUUAAAUGAAACUACAAACACUAUACCCCAUCUCGAUGAAUCAAAUCUCCGCACUCCACCAACGCUUCACAGGAAGAGGCCCUCACUUGCUCAAUUAUUCGCAAGGAAAGCUUCAACGAGUAGUUUGACUAGAAAGACAUCAUUAAGUUCACAAAGGAAGACUUCAAUGAAUAUACCACCAAUUGGUGCAGUAGAUUUGAAUGAUGAGAACACUCCAAUACAAACACCUACAAAACCAAAAAGAUUAAAUUCUGAGUUUAGAUCUUAUUCGGAGAAUUUAUCAACACCAAAACAAAGGGAAGAGAAAAUUAAUUUCCCUAUGUCUUCACCAAUAAAUAGAUCACAAUCUACUGGUGAAUGUAGAUUACAAUUAACACCGGACGCUUUACCACAAUUACUUGGUCAUCUUAAUCAAGUUAAAUCAAAAUGUCAAGAAUCUCUAUCCGAAUGGAAGGAUAUACCCGUAUAA
Molecule: messenger RNA, 1440 nt
Organism: Wallemia mellicola CBS 633.66
Lineage: Eukaryota; Fungi; Basidiomycota; Wallemiomycetes; Wallemiales; Wallemiaceae
Exons: 2
Coding region: 1-1440 (479 amino acids)
Biological process (GO): regulation of mitotic cytokinesis
Molecular function (GO): GTPase activator activity
Source: RefSeq, a predicted model, not a curated record